GUUGUUUACACGACCUCGACUUGCCAGCAUAGUUACCUGGUCGCUGGCUGUUUUUAUUUCUCCCAAUAGGUUUAAUGUGCAGCUAGCUUUACAAUUCCCUUUCAAUGGAACAAACUACAUAGACCAGGAUAAAUCAGUACAUGUGUUUGCUGGGAAAGAUUACAGUAGCUGUAGAAAAACAUCAUGUCUAACACAAAGAAAAUGAGACCACUUGGGUCUGUAAACUAUAACAAUGCCUUGGCAGAAUCUAUUCCAAAAUUCCCAUCUAUCAGAGGUGGCUACUUGCUGCAUGGGAGUGCAAUGAAUGUUCCCCCUCCUCGUAGCAGUCCAGAUAAGGAAGAGAAACCAGUGGUAGAGAAAACGCCAUCACCCAGGAAAAAAAUUAAUGCCAGUCCUAGGUCAAAUUCUGGAGGAGGCAAAAGUGAUGAUGGGAAGGACAAAAAGCUUCAAGAAAAUAAAGCAUCCAAAGAACUCAAGGAGGCUUUGUCUAGAGAAAAACAAUUAAAGCAGAAAAUAGAGGAUUUGCAGAAAAUCAUAGAUGAACUCAGGGCACUGAUUGCAGAAAAGGAAGCACUGAUUAAAGAGCUUCAGGAACAAUUAUCAAGACAGGAAGCAGACCUCACUGACCUCUUAGAACAGGAAAAAGCUGCUCACCAAAGGACAAAAGAUCACCUGAAGAUCAUUGAAGAGCGUUUAGAACAGGAAAAAGAAAAUUGCACAAAAUUAAAAGAAAAACACGAUGGGGAAAUAAAAGAAUUGAUAUCCAAACAUGAAAAUCAAAUAACUGAAAUCAAAGCAGAAAAAGACAAGGAAAUUGAAAUCAAAGAUGAGAAACUGAACAAAAUGAAGAGACAAAUGGCAGAUGUCUUAAAAGGGAAUUCAUGGGAGCGCCAACAGCAGCUUGAUGAACUGACCAAAGAACUGAGCAGAAUACAGGAGGAGUGUGACACACUGAGAUUAAAGCUUAGAUCAUCCAAAAAGAAUCCAUCUGGUGCUUGUGAUAACUGCUCUACAUUAGAAUCCAAAUUAGAAAAAUCAAACAAACUUAUACAGGACAAAGAUAAGAGUAUAAAAGAAAUGAAAAGUCUGUGUGCUAGAUUUGAAAAACAACUUACUCAGCAGGAUUAUCUGAUGAAGCAGUUUGCUGAAAGUAAAGGUCACAAAGUAGGAGUGUUUCCAAAGUGACUGUGAUAGAAUGAAAGCGCAGUUGA
This is a messenger RNA of Lingula anatina, 1211 nucleotides long. RefSeq lists its product as uncharacterized. NCBI's taxonomy places the organism in Eukaryota, Metazoa, Brachiopoda, Lingulata, Lingulida, Lingulidae. The record is from RefSeq and is a predicted model, not a curated record.